Messenger RNA from Candida dubliniensis CD36, 2091 nucleotides. It is a transcript of the gene FAA4, whose product is annotated as long-chain fatty acid-CoA ligase. The coding region runs from base 1 to 2091 and encodes 696 amino acids. The record is from RefSeq and is a predicted model, not a curated record. The transcript has a single exon. Gene Ontology annotation, biological process: long-chain fatty-acyl-CoA metabolic process; long-chain fatty acid metabolic process. Lineage: Eukaryota; Fungi; Ascomycota; Pichiomycetes; Serinales; Debaryomycetaceae. Gene Ontology annotation, molecular function: long-chain fatty acid-CoA ligase activity. Gene Ontology annotation, cellular component: lipid droplet; plasma membrane; endoplasmic reticulum.
AUGGCUCCUUUAACAAUUGCAGUAGGUGAAGCAAAACCUGGUGAAACUGCCCCAAGAAGAAAAGCUGCUCAAAAAGACGGUGCAGUUAUGCGACCAACUGAUUCUAAAGCCACCACCAUGCCAGAAUUUAUUGAUGAAUGUUUCAAAAGAAAUGGUAAUAAAGAUGCUAUGGCUUGGCGUGAUUUAAAAGAUGUCAUUGUUGAAACCAAACAAGUUACAAAAGUUGUUGAUGGUACUCCAACUCAAGUAAAUAAAGAUUGGAUAUAUUAUGAAAUGGGUCCUUAUAAUUAUAUCAAAUAUCCUGAAUUGUUAAAAUUGGUGAAAAAUUAUUCUAAAGGUUUAUUAGAACUUGGAUUAUUACCUGAUCAACAAUCAAAAUUGAUGGUUUUCGCUGGUACUUCACAUAAAUGGAUGCAAACAUUUUUGGCAGCAAGUUUCCAAGGGAUUCCUAUUGUUACUGCUUAUGAUACUUUGGGUGAAUCGGGCUUAACUCAUUCUUUAGUACAAACUGAAUCCGAUGCCAUUUUCACUGAUAAUCAAUUAUUAUCUCAAUUGAUUAAUCCAUUGAAAAAAGCUACUUCAAUUAAAUAUAUUAUUCAUAAUGAAGAAAUUGAUCCUAAUGAUAAAAGACAAAAUGGGAAAUUGUAUGAAAAUGCUAAAUCUGCUAAAGAAAAAAUUUUAAAAAUUAGACCAGAAAUUAAAUUUAUUUCUUAUGAUGAAGUGAUUAAAUCUGGUGCUAAUAAUCAAGAUAAACAAUCAUUACAUUAUCCUAAACCUGAAGAUCCAAUUUGUAUUAUGUACACUUCAGGAUCUACUGGUGAUCCAAAAGGGGUGGUUAUUACUAAUUCGAAUAUUUUGGCAGCUAUUGGAGGGAUUUCUUGUAAUGCCGGUAGAGAUUUAAUUCGUCCUAGUGAUCGAUUAAUUGCAUUUUUACCAUUAGCUCAUAUUUUUGAAUUGGCAUUUGAAUGUAUUACAUUUUGGUGGGGGGUUCCAUUGGGUUAUGCCAAUGUUAAAACUUUAACUGAAGCUUCAUGUAGAAAUUGUCAACCUGAUUUGAUUGAAUUUAAGCCAACAGUAAUGGUUGGUGUUGCUGCUGUUUGGGAAUCAGUUCGUAAAGGAGUAUUAUCAAAAUUAAAACAAGCUUCUCCAUUACAACAAAAAAUUUUUUGGGGUGCUUUUAAAGCUAAAACUACUUUAAAACAUUUUGGAAUCCCUGGUGGUGAUAUGUUUGAUUUUGUUUUCAAAAAAGUUAAAAGUGCCACUGGUGGACAAUUACGUUAUGUUUUAAAUGGUGGUUCACCAAUUUCAGUUGAUGCUCAAGUAUUUAUUAGUACUUUGAUUGCUCCAAUGUUGUUGGGUUAUGGAUUAACUGAAACUUGUGCUAAUGCCGCUAUUUUGGAACAUACUCAUUUCCAAAUUGGUACUUUGGGUACUUUGGUAGGAUCAAUUACUGCUAAAUUGGUUGAUGUUGCUGAUGCUGGUUAUUAUGCUAAAAAUAAUCAAGGAGAAAUUUGGUUGAAAGGUGGUCCAGUAGUUUCUCAAUAUUAUAAAAAUGAAAAGGAAACUAAAGAAGCAUUUACUGAUGAUGGUUGGUUUAAAACUGGUGAUAUUGGUGAAUGGACUAGUGAUGGUGGAUUAAAAAUUAUUGAUCGUAAAAAAAAUCUUGUUAAAACUUUAAAUGGUGAAUAUAUUGCUUUAGAAAAAUUGGAAAGUGUUUAUCGUUCUAAUCAUUUGGUUUUAAAUUUAUGUGUUUAUGCUGAUCAAAGUAAAGUUAAACCAAUUGCUAUUGUUUUACCCAUUGAAAAUAAUUUACGACAAAUGUUGAAAGAUGAAAAAAUCAUUGAUGAUGCUGAAACUAGAGAAUUUGCUCAUUUAGUACAUGAUAAAAAAGUGGUUAAAGCAGUUUUAAAACAUUUAUUGGCUACUGGUAAACAUCAAGGAUUAAAAGGUAUCGAAUUACUUCAAAAUGUGGUAUUAUCAGAUGAUGAAUGGACUCCACAAAAUGGAUUUGUCACUUCAGCUCAAAAAUUACAAAGAAAGAAGAUAUUAGAAAGUUGUAAAAAAGAAGUUGAAGAAGCUUAUAAAGAAUAA